UGGAGCCCGGCCGGGGAUGACAUGAUGCGGGCCCCCGGGCGCCUCUGCCCACAGGAAAAGGCUCUGCUAAUCCCGGAUUUGAGCCACAGAUUACGGCGACAGGUUAAGGGAUAUGGUAUCGGGCUGAUCCCAUUGGUCAGUACAAAAAUACCGGAUUUCACGACGUGGUCUGGUGGUUACCGAAAGUAAACUGUGUUGAAAUAAUGGAAAAGGUUUUAUGUACUGUCCACGACACCUUGUGCAUGUUAAAAACUGGAGUAAAAGAUGGACCAACGAAAGGCAAGAGCUUCUACGUCUGCGUUGACAAGCAGAGCUGUGAUUUCAGCCAGCAGGCCAGCGUCUUGCCUUCCCAUUGCCUCCAUCAUGAAGAUUCGAUGGUGGAGCUUCAGGCCCUGAGCUACAGUCAACAACAGCAGAGCCACAGGUUGUACUACAGGUGUGUUGUGGGGAAAAAAGCAGGCCAGAGAUGGUGUGGAAACGUUCCUUGGACAGCACCAGGAAUAGAAAAGAGAAGCCCCCUUUCUGAUGCCCAGCUCCAACCCUCCUGCCUUCCACCGGUUAGAAACCCCUUUAAGGUUCCCAGCAAGACCGACAAGGACUCUGACCGGAGGAAGACGCCGGCCGGUGGAGGCGAGGAGAACGGCAGCCAAACCGGCCACAACAAAGCUGAAGGAAAGGAGAAACGUCAGAAAGAAAACGCGUUGGCUGCCGGGGCAAAAGCAGAAGAAGAAGAAGAGGAGGUGGGAAAGCUGAAGGAGUCCGAUAGUUAUCGAGGCAAACAGCUUCCACCUGGAAUGAAGGUAAAGAAGAGGGUUUCGAUUUGA
This is a messenger RNA of Menidia menidia (Atlantic silverside), 824 nucleotides long. The record is from the annotation of a GenBank genome assembly. Lineage: Eukaryota; Metazoa; Chordata; Actinopteri; Atheriniformes; Atherinopsidae.